CUUCCUGCUGCUGCCAGUCGCGGUCGAAACUCCUUUGGCAAAUAAGUCAGCGUAUAAUUUGAGCAUGUGCCGCCGAGAGAUUUGGCAAAGAGAGCGUUUUUCUUUGUGUGAUAUUUGAUGGAGGGUGAAUCCUCGAAAGUGCGCCCCUUUGGUUUUCGCUGCAGUUCGGCCGAGGGAGAAAGUCCGUGAGCAUUGUUAUUGGCGCUUCAAAUUGGCUUACGGCAUUUAUUGGUGCUGAACGCACCAGAUUUAUUAAUUUUUGACUGUGAUUUUGCGUCGAAAAACGACGAGUUCUACUGCGGCAAUGAAAGAGCCUAUAAAGUGAUCGGCAAGACGACGCGGAUUGACGUUUAUAUCAGGAAAAAAAUGAUGAUUGGACACGACUUUUGUGCGCUUUUUCUCAGCAUUGUUUUGCUCCUUCUUGCGUUGAGCGGCGUCACUGCUUUAAAAUGUUUUCACUGCGAAGGCAACUGCAAAGAAGCGGACAUGGGCGAUCCAAAUCUCUGCAGACCAGGAUUUGAUGUUUGCAUGAAAGUCCACUCGGAACGAAGGAGGGUAGAGCGAGUGUGUGGUACGCUUGACGCCUGUGGCUACGGGGUGUCCGAGAACUGGGGUCGCCGUCUCAUUCGACAGCUCAAGGACGUAAUGGGGAACGCCCAGAAAAGAUCCCCUUGGGAGCAAGAUGAGUAUGAAAAGCGUACAGAGACGUUCUGCUGUGAUACAGACUUUUGCAACGGUGCUUUAAAAGUUGGACCUUUAUUCUCGGUGGUGCUCGUAACAACGUGUUUGUUGCACUUAUUCAACAGAAGAAUUUUAUUUAUUUAAUCCAAUGAAUUUGAGAAAUUGUAUGUAAUAAAAAUUUUGAUGUAAUCAGAUAUCAACAUUUUGAUUUAUAGUCUAUCUAAAUGAUCUAAAUGUCAUGGGCCGGGAGCGUUAAUUAUUUAUCAGAGAAGCUUUCCUCGGAACUUUAUAUUUGCCAAGGGCAUGCUAUCCUAUUUCUCAUUAGUAUCAACUUAACUUCCAUCAGAGACUGCCACUGACAAAAUGUGGCAAGCGUUAUACAAG
This is a messenger RNA of Neocloeon triangulifer, 1065 nucleotides long. RefSeq lists its product as uncharacterized. The transcript is spliced from 4 exons. The record is from RefSeq and is a predicted model, not a curated record. Bases 367 to 825 code for a protein of 152 amino acids. Lineage: Eukaryota; Metazoa; Arthropoda; Insecta; Ephemeroptera; Baetidae.